AUGAAGAAUGGAGAAUAUCUGGACUUAUGUGUUUCCCUAGGGUCAAAUAGCAGUUUCUUAGCUUUGGAAGAUGAUCAAGUCUUUUUGGAAGAGGAGGAAAGUAGCUCACCAAAUACUCAAGAGGAAACUACAAAAGAUUUGCCUUCUCCAAACAAUACAAUGAGCAGACCCACAGAAACUUCCAUCGAGUUGCAGGUUAUAAGCCCCGAGCUUACAUUCUAUAAUUCAUCAAAAUAUGUAGGAGAGUCUCCUCUCUUCACAAAUAGGUUUUUGCAUGCAAGAUUGGAUGCCUUCUACAGGCUCGUGCUGAAGGGCGAUACAAUAGAAAUGAGUGCAAAUGCUCUUGGUUUAACAAUGGAGAGCAAUGGGAUCAGAAUUUUAGAGCUUUUUGAUACUUCUGUCAAGUUCUCAAAUGCCUCUGGGAAGACAAAUAUCCAUGUUGCAGUUUCAGAUAUAUUCAUGAAUUUUUCUUUCAGCACAUUACGACUAUUUUGAGCAGUUGAGGAGGAUAUAUUAAAGUUCUUGAGGAUGACAUCUAGGAAAAUGACGGUUUCCUGCUCCGAG
Lactuca saligna is the source of this 564-nucleotide messenger RNA. NCBI's taxonomy places the organism in Eukaryota, Viridiplantae, Streptophyta, Magnoliopsida, Asterales, Asteraceae. The record is from the annotation of a GenBank genome assembly.